This is a messenger RNA of Anoplopoma fimbria (sablefish), 2727 nucleotides long. Its product is annotated as regulator of G-protein signaling 22. Gene Ontology annotation, biological process: regulation of signal transduction. Lineage: Eukaryota; Metazoa; Chordata; Actinopteri; Perciformes; Anoplopomatidae. The record is from RefSeq and is a predicted model, not a curated record. Gene Ontology annotation, molecular function: G-protein alpha-subunit binding.
AUGGAUGGUCAGAGCCAAGCAAACCCUUCUGACUGUUUCAGCAAGUCCAGAGACCAGAUGAAUUGCACCAGCGUAGACCGAUCCCUUGAAUGUAAAGUUCUCCUGCGUUCGGCUGACGGGGGCUCAGAAAGGUUGGGAGGGAAGAAAGAGAAAGUUCAAGAGGGCAAGAGGUGCAGUGGGGGGGAAGAAAAGACAGAGUGGUUUAAGAAGAACAGGAAAGUGGGGAGUGGAGGCACAGACCAGGAUAAUAUCCUUGAUCUUUGUUGCCAUGGCUACGGUUGCCGUGACAGUAGACCAGGCUUGGAUGAGUUGAAGGAGUUUUUGCGAGGAACGCCAGGAGAGAAGCUGCUCAAUCUCUGGAUAGAUAUAGAGAGACUGAAAGCAUCACAGAACAAAGAGAGGAAGAACAGGUAUUUGGUCCUGAUGAGGAGCCGGUACCUGCUGAGCAGCAGCCAGAGCAGUCUGAAUGUGGAGCUGCUCUCCAGACUGGGGCUGACUACCUCCCCCCGCUGGACAGAAGAGAAACUGCGCUCAGUUCAGCCCUCCCUCACCGAGUCUCUGCUCUACUACUGGGUUCCUCGGUUCUGGACCUCCCAGUGUGUUCAUGAAGACCGUGAUGACUCCCCUCAUUCAGAGCUGUGGACAGAGUGGUGUGUUAGGCCUCAGUCGGACAUACAGCCCCACCAUGGCUCUAAGGCUCUCAGCUCUGACACCUGCCUGCCCCAGUACCCAAAUGCAGUCCACACACAGUUAUAUUCUAGCAGAAGUCAGUUACUGGAGAGCAGAAGAAUGGAGAAGAUGUUGCAGGCUCUACGUGUUGACUUGUGUGCCGGAUUAUACUUUACAAACUUCUGUGAACGAUCUGGAAACCAGCUGUGGGAGAAUGCGGUUUACUUUUGGACUGACCUGCAGCACUACCAUGAGCUGUUCUAUCAGGACGGACUGGACCCCUACCGAGUCCAGAGAGAGGCCCAGCUCCUCUACUCCACCUAUCUCUCCGGCUCUGCCAGGAGGAGCAUUGGUGUCGGUGAGGAGAUCAAGGAGGUGUACGACCAACUGAUGCCCGCUUUUGAAGAGCUGUUUGACAAGGUUGAGGAGCACACGCUGAGCAUCCUGCUGGAGCCGUGGACACUGCUGGUCAGCAGGGACAAAGAGUCCUUCCAGAAGGUGUGUGUACAGGAGGAGGUGCGUUGCAUCGACAGUCAGGAGUACAGGGAACUCCUGAGUCUGUACGAGGAAUCAGAGUGCCGACUGAAACAGGUGGAGCAGUGCGGGUCCACGCUAUUUCCCUCUCCCAUUUCACCUUCGACCCCCUUCUCAAAGGACCCCCGGGCCCCUGACUCUUGGUCCAGUGUGUCUCCAAAUUACCAAGGCUACCGUCUGGGUUCUUUACUCCGCCACCACGAGAUCGGGCACUUUAUGUCCUUCCUACAGAAUCAGGAUGCCAGUAUCCAUCUGACAUGCUGGCUGGAUCUGGAGCAGUACAGGAGGACUCCUCACAAAGACAAGGCUGUCAGACGGGAGAGAUCGUCUCAUAUCGCGACCAAAUAUCUCAACAGGAAGUACUUCUUUGGCUCCGACAGCCCGGCCACAACAGAGCAACAGAAUGAUAUAUUGCGUCUGGCAGGUGGACUGGAGCGUCUGAAACUUGAAUGUCUUUCCAACCCGGUCGUUGGGGAGAUCCAGGACAUCAUCAGGAGUCACAUUGAGAAAAAAUGGCUGCCUCUGUUCCUGUCCACAGCAGAGUUCACAGAGCGACUGAAACACAAACCAAAGCCCCAAGGAGCAGACAGGCUCUCACAACACGUCUACCGUCGACGCAGAGCGAGGAGAGAAGCCUGGAAGGCCGAGGGCUUGUGGAUGAGUUCCUCCAAAGAGAUCCUGCUGUUUCGACGGAUCCUGCUCAACCCUGCCACCUGUAUACAGUUCCAGCACUUUGUCUCUCUGAAGGGGGACUUCCUAGAAAACAAUGUGCUCUUCUGGCUGGAGGUGCAGAGAUACAAGGACCUCUGUCACUCCCACAGUGAUGAGGCCACCAUCCAGCAGAAGAUCUCCACCAUCAUUAACUGUUUCAUCAACUCCUCCAUGCCCCCAGCUCUGCAGAUAGACAUCCCCCCUGAACAGGCUCAGCACGUUCUGGAGAAACGCCACGAGCUGGGUCCUUACAUCUUCAGAGAGGCACAGAUGUCAGUGUUCAGUGCAUUGCUGAAGUACUGGCCCGAGUUUCAAGAGCUGAGCAGCAGUGUCCAAGAGGAGCAACUUCUUCCUCUACUGCAGGAGAAACGUGUCAAACACAGAGCCACAGUACGGAGACAGAGAAGAAAAGAGGAGGAGGAAGAAGAGAGCGAGGAGGAGAAGAGGAGAGCUCAGGAAGAGCUGGAGAGGCCAGAGUCCAGUCUUGGAGAGGAGGAGGAGACGGAUGACGAAGAUGAUGUAGAAGAAGAACAAGAGGGAAGAAGUGUAAAAAAACAGUCGAAGGCACAGAGCAGAGUGCUGCUGGUUCCCACACAACCGUUGUCGUGGUCCUACUCCAAGUACAUGGCAGCUCUGAAGAGAGAAGAGGUGCUGCUGAGGAGACAGAGUCAGCUGGAAUCCUCGUUCUCCACGGCCUCAGACUGAGUGCAGAGUUCCGUUUCUGAACCACAUGGAUGAACGGCUUUUCUCACCUGUCAACUUCCUAUUCUUCUAUUGUAUGAAUGAACUUGCAAUGUACUCAUACGUGUCAUG